Molecule: messenger RNA, 7975 nt
Organism: Lepus europaeus (European hare)
Lineage: Eukaryota; Metazoa; Chordata; Mammalia; Lagomorpha; Leporidae
Gene: LRRK2
Product: leucine rich repeat kinase 2
Exons: 51
Coding region: 41-7636 (2531 amino acids)
Biological process (GO): protein phosphorylation
Molecular function (GO): protein binding; ATP binding; protein kinase activity
Source: RefSeq, a predicted model, not a curated record
CUCGGGGCGCGGAGGGCGGCGGCUCACAGCCCGAGCCACCAUGGCCAGUGGCGGUGGCAGCAACCAGGGCAGCGACGAGGAGGACGAGGAAAGUCUGAAGAAGUUGCUGGUCAGGCUGAACAACGUCCAGGAGGGCAAGCAGGUCGAGACGCUGGUGCAGACCCUGGAGGACCUGCUCGUGUUCACGUACUCCGAGCGCGCCUCAACGCUGUUUCGGGGCAAAAGCUUCCACGUGCCUCUGCUGAUCGUGUUGGACUCGUACAUGAGGGUUGCGAGUGUGCAGCAGGUGGGCUGGUCACUUCUGUGCAAACUGAUAGAAGUCUGUCCAGACACUAUGCAAAGCUUGAUGGGGCCCCAGGAUGUUGGCAGUGAUUGGGAGGUCCUCGGAGUCCACCAGCUGAUUCUUCGAAUGCUCUCAGUCCACAGUGCCAGUGUGAACCUGUUGAUGGUGGGACUGAAGGCCUUGGACCUCCUCCUGACUUCAGGUAAAAUCACUUUGCUGAUACUGGAGGAAGAAAGCGAUAUUUUCCUGUUGAUUUUCGAUGCCAUGCGCACCUUCCCAGCCAACGAUGAGAUCCAGAAGCUUGGGUGCAAAGCUCUGCAUGUGCUGUUUGAGAGAGUCUCUGAGGAACAACUGACUGAAUUUGUCGAGAACAAAGAUUAUAUGAUAUUGCUGAGUGCAUUAAAACAUUUUAAAGAUGAGGAGGAGAUAGUUCUCCAUGUCCUGCACUGUUUGCAUUCCCUGGCAAUUCCGUGCAACAACGUGGAAGUGCUCAUGAGUGGCAAUGUCAGGUGUUACAAUAUUGUGGUGGAAGCCAUGAAAGCCUUCCCUGUUAGUGAGAAGAUUCAAGAAGUGAGUUGCUGCUUGCUGCACAGGCUGACAUUAGGCAAUUUUUUCAACAUCCUGGUGCUGAACGAGGUGCACGCGUUUGUGGUGAGAGCUGUGCGGCGGUAUCCCGAGAACGCAGCGCUGCAGAUCUCGGCCCUGGGCUGCCUGGCGCUCCUCACUGAGACCAUUUUUUUAAAUCAAGACUUAGAGGAAAAGAGUGAGGCUCAGAAUGGCGAGGAGGAGGAAGACAAGCUGUUCUGGCUGGAAGCCUGCUACAAGGCGCUCACGGGGCACCGGAAGAACAAGCACGUGCAGGAGGCGGCGUGCUGGUCCCUGAACAACCUGCUCAUGUACCACAGCAGCCUGCACGAGAAGAUCGGCGACGAGGACGGCCAGCUCCCGGCGCACAGGGAGGCGAUGCUGUCCAUGCUGAUGCACUCCUCCUCGAAGGAAGUCUUCCAGGCGUCGGCAAACGCGCUGUCGACCCUCCUGGAGCAAAACGUUAAUUUCAGAAAGAUCCUGUUGUCUAAAGGGAUAUACCUGAAUGUUCUGGAAUUAAUGCAGCGGCACGCACAUUCCCCUGAAGUGGCCGAGAGCGGCUGUAAAAUGCUGAACCACCUGUUUGAAGGCAGUCACAUUUCCCUGGAUACAAUGGCGGCGGUGGUCCCUAAAAUAAUAACAGUUAUGAGAAGUCACGAGGCGUCACUGUCAGUGCAGCUGGAGGCACUUCGAGCUAUUUUACAUUUUAUGGUGCCAGGCAUGCCAGAAGAGUCCAGAGAGGAAACAGAAUCUCAGCGGAACCUAAACGUGGUGAGAAAGCAGUGUUUCAAGAGUGACAUCCACACACUGGUCCUCGCGGCUUUGAACAGGUUCAUUGGAAAUCCUGGGAUUCAGAAAUGUGGAUUGAAAGUCAUGGCUUCGAUAACGCAUGUUCCGGAUGUGUUAGAGUUGCUAUCGCUGGAGGGUGCUGUCGACACGGUGCUGCACACGCUGCAGAUGUACCCGGAUGACCAAGAAAUUCAGUGUCUGGGUUUAAGUCUUGUAGGACGCUUGAUUGCAAAGAAAAAUUUAUGCACAGGAACCGGGCAUCUGCUGGCGAAAAUUCUCGUGUCCAGCUUGCAGCGGUUCAAGGACGCUGCUGAAGUGCAGUUGAAAGGUUUUCGGACCGUCUUAGCAAUACUUGAAUUGUCAGUGUCUUUUUCCAAGCUGCUUGUCCACCAUUCAUUCGAUUCAGUAAUAUUCCAUCAGAUGUCUUCCAGUGUUACGGAACAGAAGGAUCAGCAGUUUCUAAGCCUCUGUUGCAAGUGCUUUGCAAAGCUGGCCAUGGAGGAUGAGCUGAAGAAUGUGAUGCUGCAGCGGGCCUGUGAUCAGAACAACAGCAUCAUGGCGGAGUGCUUGCUGCUCUUGGGAGCUGACGCCAACCAGACCCAGGAGGCCACUUCUUUAAUUUGUCAGGUCUGUGAGAAGGAGAGCAGCCCCAAGCUCGUGGAGCUGCUGCUGGACAGUGGGUCCCGGGAGCAGGACGUGCGCAAGGCACUGGCCAUCAGCAUCGGGAAGGGCGACAGCCAGGUCAUCAGCCUGCUCCUGAAGAGGCUGGCGCUGGAUCUGGCCAACAACAGCAUCUGCCUCGGAGGAUUUGGCAUUGGAAAAAUUGAGCCUUCCUGGCUCAGUCCUUUAUUUCCAGAUAAGACAUCCAAUUUAAGGAAACAAACAAAUAUUGGCUCUGUACUAGCCAGAAUGGUGUUGAGGCAUCAGAUGAAAAGUGCCGUGGAGGAGGGGGCCGCCCCAGGCAGCGAGGAGAACUUCCCUGAGGGCGUCCUGGACAAACUGGAUGAGUGGACCUUCAUUCCCGACUCUUCGAUGGACAGUGUGUUUGGUCAGAGCGAUGAUCUGGACAGUGAAGGAAGUGAAGGCUCAUUUCUUUUGAGAAAGAAAUCAAGUUCAAUUGGUGUAGGAGAGUUUUACCGGGAUCCUGUAUUACAGCGCUGCUCCCCAAAUCUGCCAAGACAUUCCAAUUCACUGGGACCUGUUUUUGAUCAGGAAGAUUUACGGAGGCAAAAAAGGAAAAUUCUGUCAUCAGAUGACUCACUGAGGUCGACCAAGCUGCAGUCCCACGCGAGGCAUUCAGACAGCGUGUCCUCCCUGGCUUCGGAGAGGGAGUACAUCACCUCCUUAGACCUUUCAGCGAAUGAACUCAGGGAGGUCGACGCCCUGAGCCACAGGGGCUGCCUGAGUGGCCACUUGGAGCACCUGGAGAGGCUGGAGCUGCAGCAGAACGCGCUGGUCAGCUUCCCACAGCCGCUCUGCGAGGUCCUGAAGUGUUUGACACAUUUGGACUUGCACAGUAAUAAAUUUACAUCAUUUCCCUCUUACUUGUUGAAAAUGAACUGCAUUGCCAACCUCGAUGUCUCUCGCAAUGACAUUGGGCCCUCUGUCAUCUUGGAUCCCGCGGUGAGGUGUCUGACCCUGCGGCAGCUGAAUCUGUCAUAUAACCAGCUGUCUGCUAUCCCUGAGAGCCUCGCAGAGGUGGCUGAGAAACUGGAGCAGCUCCUUCUAGAAGGGAAUAAAAUAUCAGGCAGAUGCUCUCCCUUGAGCCUGAAGGAGCUGAAGACCUUAAACCUUAGUAAAAACCACAUUUCAUCCCUGCCAGAGAACUUUCUGGAAGCCUGUCCUAAAGUGGAGAGUUUCAGCGCCAGGAUGAAUUUUCUUGCCGAUAUGCCUUUUUUGCCUUCCUCCAUGACAAGCUUAAAAUUAUCUCAAAACAAAUUUACAAGUGUUCCAGAAGCAAUUUUAAAUCUUCCACACUUGCGGUCCCUGGACAUGAGCAGCAAUGACAUCCAGUGUCUGCCAGGCCCCGCACGCUGGAUGUCCUUGAACUUACGGGAACUGUUGUUUAGCUACAAUCAGAUCAGCGUGUUGGACUUGAGUGAAAAGGCGCAUGUGUGGUGUCGAGUGGAGAAACUGCACCUUGCUCACAAUAAACUGAAGGAGAUUCCUCCUGAGAUCGGCUACCUGGAGAAUCUGACAUCUCUUGAUGUGAGUUACAACUCAGAACUGAGGUCCUUUCCCAACGAAAUGGGGAAACUAAGCAAAAUCUGGGAUCUGCCUCUGGAUGAACUGCGUCUUAACUUUGAUUUUAAACACGUAGGAUGCAAAGCCAAAGACAUCAUAAGGUUUCUUCAGCAGCGGCUGAAAAAGGCCGUGCCGUACAACCGAAUGAAGCUCAUGGUUGUGGGCAAUACCGGGAGUGGCAAGACCACCUUGCUGCAGCAGUUAAUGAGAGCCAAGAAGGCCGACGUGGGCAUGCAGGGUGCCACGGUCGGCAUCGACGUCAGGGACUGGCCCGUGCAGAUCAGAAGCAAAGGGAAGAGAGACCUCGUGCUGAACGUGUGGGACUUCGCAGGGCGCGAGGAGUUCUACAGCACACACCCCCAUUUCAUGACCCAGCGCGCUCUGUACCUGGCCGUGUAUGAUCUCAGCAAGGGACAGGCUGAAGUUGAUGCCAUGAAGCCCUGGCUCUUCAACAUAAAGGCACGGGCGUCGUCCUCCCCCGUGAUCCUCGUGGGUACACACCUGGACGUUUCUGACGAGAAGCAGCGCAAGGCCUGCAUCAGCAAGAUCACGCGGGAGCUCCUGAACAAGCGUGGCUUCCCCGCCAUCCGGGACUACCACUUCGUCAACGCCACCGAGGAGUCCGAUGCCUUGGCCAAGCUCCGGAAGACCAUCAUCAACGAGAGCCUGAAUUUCAAGAUCCGAGAUCAGCCUGUUGUCGGGCAGCUGAUUCCAGACUGCUAUGUAGAACUUGAGAAAAUCAUUUUGUCCGAACGUAAAAAUGUGCCGACUGAAUUUCCCGUAAUUGACCGGAAACGAUUAUUACAACUGGUGAGAGACAAUCAGCUGCAGCUGGAUGAGAAUGAGCUUCCCCACGCCAUUCAUUUCCUAAACGAAUCAGGGGUUCUUCUUCACUUUCAAGACCCAGCGCUGCAGCUGAGUGACUUGUACUUUGUGGAACCCAAGUGGCUCUGCAAAGUCAUGGCCCAGAUUUUGACAGUGAAAGUGGAAGGCUAUCCGAAACAUCCUAAGGGAAUUAUUUCACGUAGAGAUGUGGAAAAAUUUCUGUCGAAGAAAAGGAGAUUUCCAAAGAAUUACAUGACACAGUACGUUAAACUCCUGGAAAAAUUCCAGAUCGCCUUGCCAAUAGGAGAAGAGUACUUACUGGUUCCAAGCAGUCUCUCUGACCACCGGCCGGUAAUAGAGCUUCCACACUGUGAGAACUCGGAAAUCAUCAUCCGACUCUAUGAAAUGCCUUAUUUCCCCAUGGGAUUUUGGUCAAGAUUAAUUAACCGAUUACUUGAGAUCUCACCUUACAUGCUUUCAGGAAGAGAACGAGCGCUUCGCCCCAACAGAAUGUAUUGGCGCCAGGGCAUCUACCUGAACUGGUCUCCUGAAGCUUACUGCCUGGUAGGAUCUGAAGUCUUAGACCAUCACCCAGAGAGUUUCUUAAAGAUUACAGUUCCUUCUUGUAGAAAAGGCUGCAUUCUACUGGGCCAAGUUGUGGACCACAUUGACUCUCUCAUGGAAGAGUGGUUUCCUGGUUUGCUGGAGAUUGAUAUUUGCGGUGAAGGAGAAACCCUUUUAAAGAAAUGGGCAUUGUAUAGUUUUAAUGAUGGUGAAGAGCAUCAAAAAAUCUUACUGGAUGACUUGAUGAAGAAAGCAGAAGAAGGAGACCUCCUGAUAAAUCCUGAUCAACCGAGACUCACCAUCCCCAUAUCUCAGAUUGCUCCGGACCUGAUUUUGGCUGACCUACCUAGAAACAUUAUGCUGAACAACGAUGAGCUGGAAUUUCAGCAAGCUCCGGAGUUUCUCUUAGGGGAUGGCAGUUUUGGAUCCGUGUACCGGGCCGUGUACGAAGGAGAAGAGGUGGCGGUGAAGAUUUUCAACAAGCACACUUCUCUCCGGCUGCUGAGACAGGAGCUGGUGGUGCUCUGCCACUUGCACCACCCCAGCCUGAUCUCGCUGCUGGCGGCUGGGAUCCGCCCGCGGAUGCUCGUGAUGGAGCUGGCCCCCAAGGGCUCCUUGGACCGGCUGCUGCAGCAGGACAAAGCCAGCCUCACCAGGACCCUGCAGCACAGGAUCGCGCUGCACGUGGCCGACGGCUUGAGAUACCUGCACUCGGCCAUGAUCAUCUACCGGGACCUGAAGCCCCACAACGUGCUGCUGUUCACCCUGUACCCCAACGCCGCCAUCAUCGCGAAGAUCGCCGACUACGGGAUUUCCCAGUACUGCUGCAGGAUGGGCAUCAAAACCUCAGAGGGCACGCCAGGGUUUCGUGCGCCUGAAGUUGCCAGAGGAAAUGUCAUUUAUAACCAGCAGGCCGAUGUGUAUUCGUUUGGCUUGCUGCUCUAUGACAUUUUGACAACGGGAGGUAGGAUCGUAGAGGGUUUGAAGUUCCCCAAUGAAUUUGAUGAAUUAGCAAUACAAGGAAAAUUACCUGAUCCAGUUAAAGAAUAUGGCUGUGCUCCCUGGCCAUUGGUUGAGAAGUUAAUUAAAAAGUGUUUGAAAGAAAAUCCUCAAGAAAGGCCUACCUCUGCCCAGGUGUUUGACAUUUUGAAUUCGGCCGAGCUGAUCUCUCUGAUGAGACACAUUCUAAUCCCUAAGAGUGUCACCGUCGAGUGCAUGGUGGCUUCAAGCCCCGGCAGCAGGAGCACAAGCAUUUGGCUGGGCUGCAGCCACACGGACAAGGGGCAGCUCUCGUUCCUUAACCUCAGCACGGAAGGACACACUACUGAGGAAGUCAGUGACAGCAGAGUCCUGUGCCUGGCCUUGGUGUUCCUUCCUGUUGAGAAGGAAAGCUGGAUUGUGUGUGGGACUCAGUCUGGUGCCCUCCUGGCCAUCAGUACGGAGGACGGGAAGAGGAGACACAGCCUGGAGAAGAUGACCGAUUCUGUCACUUGCUUGUACUGCAAUCCGUUUCCUAAGCAAAGCAAGCAAAAAAAUUUUCUUUUGGUGGGAACUGCUGAUGGCAAGUUAGCGAUUUUUGAAGAUAAGACUGUGAAGUGUGAAGGAGCCGCUCCUUUGAAGAUCCUCAACAUCGGAAACGUGAACACCCCACUGAUGUGCCUGAGCGAAUCCAUGAAUUCAACAGAGAAAAACACGAUGUGGGGAGGGUGUGGGACCAAGAUUUUCUCAUUGUCUCAUGAUUUCACUGUUCAGAAACUCAUUGAAACAAAGACAAAUCAGCUGUUUUCUUACGCAGCUUUCAGUGAUUCCAACAUCAUAGCGGUGGCAGUGGACACGGCUCUCUAUGUUGCUAAGAAAAAUAGCCCCGUGGUGGAAGUGUGGGAUAAGAAGACGGAAAAGCUCUGUGAGCUGAUAGACUGCGUGCACUUUUUAAAGGAGGCAGUGGCAGUAGGAAAGCAGGAGUCCAAGCACAGCCUGUUUUACUCCGGGCGCGUGAAGGCGCUCUGCCUUCAGAAGAACACGGCGCUCUGGAUCGGGACCGGAGGAGGCCACAUCCUGCUCCUGGACCUCUCCACGCGGCGCGUGAUCCGCAUCAUCUACAACUUCUGUGACUCCGUGCGCGUCAUGGCGACAGCACAGUCAGGCAACCUUAAAAAUGUUAUGCUGGUCCUGGGCUACAACCGGAAGAGUGCUGAAGGUAUGAACAGCACCGAGGUAACGCGCGAGAUACAGUCUUGCUUGUCUAUUUGGGACACAAAUCUUCCGCACGAAGUACAAAAUUUAGAAAAACACAUUGAAGUGAGAAAAGAAUUAGCUGAGAAAAUGAGAAGAACGUCUGUUGAGUAAGAGGGAAUUCAGAAACUUUGGUCUCUGGAUGGGAAACCUGUUCUGAUCGCUUGUAAAUACUGCUUUAAAACUCUCUGCACUGACAAAGGUUCUUCCACUCUCUGAAGUGCCUCAUGUGUAUAUGAAGGAAUGUUAAUUCAAGGGAGCUUCAAAAAGUUUGUGGAAAAUGGAAUUAAAGGAUAAGUUUAUUGUAUUGCAAAAAAAUUGCAGUCCAUGCAUGCAAGAGGUCUUCAAAAAGUUUUAGAAAAUGCAAAAUGUGAAGAGAAAUACAUGAAGUUCAGUGUCUUUGUAUCAAAAUAAACUUAUCUUUUAAUUCUAUUUUUUCACAAACUUGUGGAA